UAAUACAUCGUGUCCGGCGAUCUGACGCGCUCGCUUAUCAACCGCCGUGAGUGUAGUGCACUUAACGUCAACAAGUAUGGCGCUGGUCUACACGAGACUUCUCUGCCGGCGCAACGUCGAUUUUCGGCAUUUCCGAAGCUUGUACACAUGUGGCCCCCUCGCCGCCACGGUUUCCAAGCCGUUGCUCUCGAGCGCGGCGUGCGAGACCCACGAUGAGAAGAACAUACGUCUGAAGAGACCGCUAUCGCCGCACUUGAGCAUCUAUCAAAUUCAGCUGACGACGGUGCUCUCGAUAUCGCAUCGCACUACUGGCAUUAUGCUCGCCAGUUACGCAAUGUUCCUUGGCUUAGGCACGCUGCUUAUACCAGGUGGUAUUCCCUGCUUCAUAGAAAUAGUGAACAAUUGGUGCUUACCUCUGCCCGUACUGUUCGCUGGCAAGACCUUACUCGCUCUGCCUGCUACUUUCCAUACGUUCAAUGGCAUCCGUCAUUUGUCUUGGGACUUGGGGAUGUUUCUAUCGAUUAAGGAGGUGUACAGCACCGGAUAUGUGGUAUCCGCCCUGUCAAUAAUCUCCGCGCUUGUACUUGCGGCGAUGUAAGCGUCGCACAUUCGCCAGGAAACGGUUCUUUAAAAUUAGUUGUAUCAGAUUAUAUUAUAACUACAUUGCAUUGAAUUGAUAUCUCAAUAUUACAGAAUAAAAUAAUUUAUUAAAACU
Molecule: messenger RNA, 715 nt
Organism: Vollenhovia emeryi
Lineage: Eukaryota; Metazoa; Arthropoda; Insecta; Hymenoptera; Formicidae
Product: succinate dehydrogenase cytochrome b560 subunit, mitochondrial-like
Exons: 5
Coding region: 77-598 (173 amino acids)
Biological process (GO): mitochondrial electron transport, succinate to ubiquinone; tricarboxylic acid cycle
Cellular component (GO): membrane
Molecular function (GO): succinate dehydrogenase activity; electron transfer activity
Source: RefSeq, a predicted model, not a curated record